Molecule: messenger RNA, 1512 nt
Organism: Guyanagaster necrorhizus
Lineage: Eukaryota; Fungi; Basidiomycota; Agaricomycetes; Agaricales; Physalacriaceae
Exons: 7
Coding region: 1-1512 (503 amino acids)
Source: RefSeq, a predicted model, not a curated record
AUGCCAUUUUGGGACAGAGUCAUGGAAUUAUUGGGUCGCCCAGACGUGACGAAGGAACAGAGGGUCUUGGCGGAAGCCGGAUGUUUCCAAGGACUAACCGAAGAUCUGAAAUGGAGAACCGACAUAUAUCCAUCUGCCUACGAGAGGCUGGGGAAAGCGGGCUCUUCAGCCAUGGUUGUGGAUUCCUUCUUUCCCCCUCAGUUCUUGGCUGACUGCACGAGGAUGCCGUCGCGGUCCCCACAGAAUUCUGAAAUUUUUCACACAGCUAUUGAGUUUACUGGCGGCCCUCGACAGUCUGUGUUAUCAAUGGAAUCGGACAGCUCGUCUUGUCUCCGCUAUCACCCGCCCCCAGUAUAUCUCAUAUACUGUUCUGAGGAAUUCCUCGAUUACGAAUACGGCUGUAGGGCCACGUAUCAUGUGCGUCGAUGCUGUGACGUUCCUCCGCACGGGGCAGUUCUGACGUUGGCCUCAGUAAUGGAACAUAUAUGUCGCCUCGCGUUGCCCGCCAUUGACGAGCCUCAUCCGCAUCGCACAUCGCCCGUCUCCCAGUACGAACAAGAUCUUACCCGUGCAGGAUCUCAAAAAUCACAAAUCCAUUCUUACCCACACGCACCUCUUACGUCUGCUCCCCUCCUCCAGCGCCUCGCCUUCUCCGGGCAUAUUGUCCAGUGGCCGGGAACUCUCACGAGUAGUACUAGUUCUUUCUCAGCUGACCAACCAUCGAUGAGCCAGAAAACGCAAAUCCAGAUUUUUUACGCCUGCGUGAAGGAGGCGAGUGCAUUGGAGGACGUACUUUUCACCUGUCACAGCAUAUCGGAAGACCUGAGUUCCGAGUCUUUCGAAUUUCCGACGAUCAAGAGGAUAUCGUUAUAUGGGACAUUCUUCAAUGAAUCUAUCGUCGAAUCACUCUUUCACCGGGGAGACCUACGAUCAACCUAUGUCGACUCUCUCCGUGAGCUCCGCAUUUACUAUCCCUCGGCUGAAUAUCUUCCAUCCAUAUGCACCUUCAUCCGUGCGGCACCAAGCUCUUGGAAGAGCUUUGACAUUCGUUUCCGUUACGGAGCUUAUACGCCCGGUUCGUGGUCAAGGUGGCCAGCUCACCCGACGCUCCCUCUGACCAUGUCAACUCUCCAUGUCGAGAUGAAAUGCGAUCUGUACUGCGAUUGGCAUAUCAGGGUCAUGAGGUGGUUGGUACAUUCUAUCUCUGGCGCGACAGAUCCCGUCAGACUGGAGACGCUGACACUGACAAUCAUACCCCCAUAUAACCAUGAGGGAGAACAUGAGAACUGGGAAGACGAAGACUGGGCAGUGCAAUGGUCCAGCCUUGACCAAGCUCUCGCUCGUCCAGAAAUGUCAUCGUUUCGUCUUUUGAAGGUUGCAUUCAGACUGCACCCUACAGACUUCAGUCCAUGGAGAGGACCGUACUCUAGAGAGUGGGUGAAGGGAAAACUGCCACUCUUGGAGGAGAACGAUAUGCUAGAGGUGGAUAUUAUCGAAAAUCAUAUAUUGUAG